AUGGCGGCGGACGACGAGGAUUUGGACGACGAAGACAUCGACGCGAUGGCGGCUGACGAAGAGGACGCGAAGAAAAAAACGUCGGGCGCGGUGGCCAAGGCGCUGGCGGUGGCGAAAGCGGCGAGAGGGGUGAGCGAUGACUUGGCCGAGUUAAACAUGGAGGCGUACGACGACACGGACGAGGAGGAGGAGGCGGCGACGGGGAGAUUGUUUGGCGGCGGAAAGUUGACGCACUACGAAGGAAACGAAGAGGAUCCGUACAUGACCAUUAAGGAUUCGGACGAUGACGAGGAGGAGGAGAUGCCGGAUGAUUUGAUCACGGCGGAGACGGAUCUGUUGAUCUUAGCGGCGAGGACGGAUGAGGACGUGUCGCACUUGGAGGUUUGGGUGUACGAGGAGGCGGGCGUGACGGGGAGCGAGGAGACGAACCUGUACGUUCAUCACGACGUACUCCUGCCGGCGUUUCCGCUGAGCGUGGCGUGGAUGAACUGCUCACCGAAGAGUGGGACGGAGGAGGUGAACUGCGCGGCGAUUGGGACGAUGUAUCCGGGGAUUGAGAUUUGGGAUUUGGACUGCGUCGACGCCGUAGAGCCGGUGACGACUCUCGGCGGGUACUCGGAGGAGGCUAUCAAGUCUGCGGGUAAGAAGAGCGGCAAGAAGGACAAGAAGGCGUCCAAGGCGCUCAAGGGGGGAUCACACGAGGACGCGGUGAUGGGUCUGUCGUGGAAUCGCGAGUUCCGAAACGUUCUUGCGUCGGCGAGCGCGGACAAAACGGUGAAGAUUUGGGACGUCGCCACGGAAACAGCCAAGCACACUUUGAACCAUCACAAAGACAAGGUUCAGGCGUGUGAGUGGAACCCGACGGAGCCCACAGUUUUACUCACCGGCUCUUACGAUAAGACCGCGCAAGUCGUGGACGUUCGUGCGCCCGAUAAUGCCUCUCUCACUUGGAAGGUAGGCGCUGACGUCGAGAGCGCGAUUUGGCACGCGAGCGCGCCGACGCAGUUCUUGGUGUCGAACGAAGAUGGUAUGGUGAUGUGCUUCGACAGUCGCAUGGGUUCGAAGUCUGACGCUCUGUUCAAGCUCCAAGCGCACGACAAGGCGACGACGGCGCUGAGCAUGGUGACUAGUGCGCCUGGUUUGAUGACGACGUGCUCGACGGACAAGGUGAUAAAGUUGUGGGAUCUGAACGACGGCAAGCCCUCCUUGUUGUGUCAGCACACUCCCCAAGUUGGAGCGAUCUUUGCGUGCGGGUUCUCACCGAACAUUCCCUACCUCGUCGCCGCCGCCGGUUCCAAGGGCACUGUGGCGGUGUGGGACAUCAUGUCGGAGGCCGUCGUGCGGGACAAGUACGGAAGCCAUUUCGAACAGUUUUAUCGAGUCAAGUAA
Messenger RNA from Ostreococcus tauri, 1389 nucleotides. RefSeq names its product G-protein beta WD-40 repeat. NCBI's taxonomy places the organism in Eukaryota, Viridiplantae, Chlorophyta, Mamiellophyceae, Mamiellales, Bathycoccaceae. The transcript has a single exon. The coding region runs from base 1 to 1389 and encodes 462 amino acids. Gene Ontology annotation, molecular function: protein binding. Gene Ontology annotation, cellular component: nucleus. The record is from RefSeq and is a predicted model, not a curated record. Gene Ontology annotation, biological process: rRNA processing.